Messenger RNA from Dovyalis caffra, 309 nucleotides. NCBI's taxonomy places the organism in Eukaryota, Viridiplantae, Streptophyta, Magnoliopsida, Malpighiales, Salicaceae. The record is from the annotation of a GenBank genome assembly.
AUGAUGGAUCCACCAUUCCAAGAGCAUUUUUCUUUACCGGUUGAUGAGCAGUGCAGAGUUCUACAGCCUCCUUUUGGAGUUGAUAGGUGCCUGCCUGUUACCUGGAGGAAAUGUAUGGCAUGCUCCUUGGAUGAACAAGAGCAUGGAGCUGCCAAUGCCAAGAUUUCAUGUCAUAGCCUCAUCAUCCAGCUGAAAUCUGGAAGUAUGCAUUUGAUGGAAUGGUUGAGAUGCCAACCUCUGUUCAUAUGCACCAUGGAAAUGGUAGUGGUCAAGGGAACUCAAUGUGGCAACCUCAUGAAGCUUGGGUAA